UGCAUCAACGGAGUAAUCGAAGAUUAUAAGAAGAAUAACUAUUUUAAUGCGUGUCACUGAAACAGGUUUCUGGGGGUUUUUUCUGGUAUCCAAAUUCUCCAGAAACUUCAAACUUUCAUUAAAGCCUCCACCAAAAUUUAAUUCUUAACCACCAUUGAUCAAUAGGCUGUUCAUGAUUCAAAUCAUCAAAGGGUAAUCACAAUAUUUCAGUAAUCGCCAUCAAUUUUUUUGGGAUUGUUUUCUGAAUCUGUAAGUUGUUGUUGUUGAUGAUCAGGAACAGUAAUCAUUGGAAAGAGACCAAGUUAUGUUUAUUGUUGGGGUUGUUUUGGUUUGAAGCAAGGUUUUUUUUUUUUAAUUAGUAAAUUUGGUGUGAGAAAAAAUGAAUGUAGUUGGGAAAGUUGGGAGUUUGAUAAGUCAAGGUGUGUACUCAGUUGCUACCCCUUUUCACCCUUUUGGUGGUGCUGUUGAUGUGAUUGUUGUUCAGCAACAAGAUGGUACAUUUAGAAGUACACCUUGGUAUGUUAGGUUUGGUAAAUUUCAAGGUGUUCUUAAAGGUGCUGAAAAAGUUGUUAGAAUAAGUGUUAAUGGUGUUGAGUCUAACUUUCAUAUGUAUCUUGAUAAUUCUGGGGAGGCUUAUUUUGUGAAGGAUGCGGAUGAGGAUAAAGGGGUUGAUCUUGAUCAAGAUUCUAGUAGUAAAAGUGAUAAUUUUUUGAGUAAUGGUCAUAGACUUGAUCAUAGUAUUUCGGAUUCUGGGGUGCUUAGGUUGAAAGACGAAGAGGAUUCGUCGGUUGGGCCUCGGAUUCAAAGGACGGAGUCUGAUGGGAGAUAUUAUGAUUUCCAAGAUUCUUUUGAUGAUUUAUCGGAAUACGGGUCUAAUUCAUACGGGACUUUAGAUGGAGAGAAUUCUGUAGACUCGCAGGGUUCUCACCCAGAGAUGGUCUUGGUGAGUGUUGAUGGUCAUAUAUUGACAGCUCCUAUCUCGGAAUCAGAGCAGAAUGAGGAGAAUGUGCAGUUAAGAAAUCCUCAAUUUCAUUUAGGUCCGGCUGAGGAGACUGACAUAUGCGAAGGCAAUGGAGAGUUCAGUUCCGGCGAAACUGCUUGGGCCGCUGAUUAUAUUAGCAAGCUGGGUGCUUCAACAACUGAUAUCAAACCCAGACAAUGUGACACUAAUACUAAUGGUUAUGGUAGUACCGCUUUGGCCCCACUCAAAGUUUGCCAAGAAGAGGAAGUAAACAUUUGUCAAUCACAAAAAUCCCUGGAGGUCGAAAUUCAAGAAGAUCUUUUGCAGCAGGCUGGAAAUGCUGAAGUAAGAGAUGCUAGUUCGUCACUGGAGGUUCAAAAUUCAUCUCACGAAUCUAAUGCAAGUUCCCCUGUAGUUGAUGAAAAUGAACUACAGAGCAUUGUACAGUCUAAUGCAAGCUCUCCUGCAGUUGAUGAAAAUGACCAAGAGAGCAUUGCACAAUCUAAUGCAAGUUCUCCUGUACUUUAUGAAAAUGAACAAGAGAGCAUUGUACAAUUUAAUGCAAGUUCUCCUGUAGUUGAUGAAAAUGAACAAGAGAGCAUUGUACAAUCUAAUGCAAGUUGUCCCGCGGUUGACGAAAAUGAACAAGAGAGCGUUGUACAAUCUACAAACAUUGACGAGUUAUCCUCCACAAGUAGUCCUACUUCUUUUGGUGGCCAUAAAUCUCCAACUUCAGAAUCAGGACUUCAAGAUCAAGAGGCUGACAAAGAUUCAUCACGAGAAGUUGUAACUGCUUCCGGCUCUCCUAUUACUGAUGAUACUGAAUGGAAUAACAAACAAGCUGACAUGUCAGUAUCAAAUGACGGUGUAGAUGAAACUCAUCAAACCACUUCAGUUGAAGAUAAUAAGAAUAAUAAUUCAAGUGAGGUGGUGAAACCUCAAGCCGAAACUUCAAGUAAAGGUGACCAAAUCCAUCCUGGUUUGGGAUUGGAGAUCUCCCUCUGUGGUCAUGAACUUAAGGCAGGUAUGGGUUUGGUAGCUGCUGCUGGAGUGUUUGAAGCCCAUCGAAUAUCGGCAGAGGAUUUUGCAAACUCUGCACCGGCAAUACUUAAGAAUCAAAAUCUUGUUAUCAAGUUUAAAGAGAUGUACUUGACGUGGGAAAAGGCUGCUCCUCUUGUUCUAGGAAUGUCUGCAUUUGGUUCAAUUUUACCUGUUGAGCCGAAAGAUGCAAUUCCUGUGGAAUAUUCCAGGGAUGAUGAUCAACAAACACCCUCGCCUGGACGCAGAUGGAGACUUUGGCCUAAUCCUUUUCGAAGGGUCAAGACAAUAGAACACACUUUUAGCAACACAUCCAAUGAAGAUGUAUUUCUAGAUUCCGAGUCUGGAACUCUUUUAGAACCAACUCCAACAUCGAGUACUCAGGGAUCUCCUCAGAAGCAAUUUUUAAGGACAAAUGUUCCAACCAAUAAACAGAUAGCAUCCUUGAAUCUUAAAGAUGGUCAAAAUACAGUAACCUUCAGUUUCUCUACAAGGGUUUUAGGAACACAACAGGUUGAUGCUCAUAUAUACUUAUGGAAGUGGAAUGCAAGAAUCGUGAUUUCAGACGUUGAUGGAACUAUUACAAAGUCUGACGUUUUGGGACAGUUCAUGCCUUUAGUUGGCAAAGAUUGGACACAAUCUGGUGUGGCAAGGCUUUUCUGUGCCAUUAAGGAAAACGGAUACCAGCUACUGUUUCUGAGUGCGCGUGCAAUUGUCCAAGCAUAUUUAACCAGGAACUUCCUACUUAACCUGAAACAGGAUGGAAAAACCUUACCUAAUGGACCUGUUGUUAUUUCACCGGAUGGAUUAUUUCCUUCACUUUUCCGAGAAGUGAUAAGAAGAGCACCUCAUGAGUUCAAGAUUGCUUGUCUAGAGGAUAUCAAAAGACUUUUCCCUUCUGAUUAUAAUCCAUUCUAUGCGGGAUUUGGCAAUAGAGACACAGAUGAACUUAGUUACAGGAAGAUUGGAAUCCCAAAGGGCAAAAUAUUCAUCAUUAACCCGAAGGGUGAAGUGGCUAUUAGUCAACGUAUUGGUGCAAAGUCGUAUACAUCGUUACAUACCCUCGUCAAUGACAUGUUUCCACCAACUUCUUUGGUCGAGCAGGAGGACUACAACUCAUGGAAUUAUUGGAGAAUGCCAUUGCCAGAUGUCGACUAAUUUAUAGGUUAAUUUAUUUACUUCCCUUUGACAAGGAUCCAUUGGUAUGCAUCAAUUCAGCACGUCAACCAAAAAGCCAGACAAAUCCGCCAAUGUGACGCACUUACAUGCCGUGCCGAGUAGAGAGUACCUUCUUUCACGGAAGUCAUUGAUGAUUGGGCAUGUAAGUUCUCCAAGGACAUAAUUUAUUAUGAUGGCAAUGCCCUUCUUUUCCUUCUUUUUUGAUCUGCAUUAAAUCUUGAUUCAUUUUUACUCAUCAAUAGAGUUGUAUAACAUUUGGCUUACAUGGUAACUGCCACAUCUUGUAUAUUUCUCAUUCGGUUAUCAGGAAAUAAUGGUAUACAUGAUUCUAAAUAAUACUGUCUUUCCUCUCUAAUAAUUUUGUGUCGGUGGAUUCAGGGCCUAGGUACUAGCUUUUGUAGGGUAUAUUUAAUUUAAGAUAACAUUUUCUGUUUUCA
Molecule: messenger RNA, 3615 nt
Organism: Medicago truncatula (barrel medic)
Lineage: Eukaryota; Viridiplantae; Streptophyta; Magnoliopsida; Fabales; Fabaceae
Product: phosphatidate phosphatase PAH1
Exons: 11
Coding region: 380-3157 (925 amino acids)
Biological process (GO): lipid metabolic process
Molecular function (GO): phosphatidate phosphatase activity
Source: RefSeq, a predicted model, not a curated record